AUGAGGAUGAAGGAUUGGAUUGUCGGGGGUCAUUAUCGCGAGAUUAGUAGCCAGAACCAGAACCAGAACCAGAUAGCCCCGGCCACGGCGCGGCACUUGCAGGCAACGAUCGCUGACAAGGCCACGGAUGUUUUCUUGGAGCUGCUGAAGCAAGACGGGGUCCGGCCGCACACCAAAUCGACCGCCGUCGUCGUCGGGGGGCCGAAAGCCAGCAACAGCACCUCCCCGUCCUUACCAGCCGUCCCGCCGCUGGACUACCUGAGACUUGUCGUCAACGCCGGAAAGCUGACCCAGGCCGACGUGGACCGGUACAUCGCCAACGAGCCAGCCAAGCCCGGCAAGGCGCUGCGACCCAAGAAGCAACCCGGUGCCACGCCGCUGGACUAUCUGGCAGCGCUGGUGAAGGACGGACACUUCACCCAGGACGACGUACUCGAGUACCUCGUCGGCAAGGAGAAGGACAUGGUGCCCGGGCUGAGCGCCACCAUGAAGCGCAAGGUGCUCGGUCAAGUCAAUCAUAGUGAUUGAGGACAGGGAGAAUUGCUUUUAUCUUUAUUUUUGCCAAGGUGUUGUGAAGCCUCCUGUGGGCUGCUGAACAGGCUGAGUAGAAGCUGGAGGAGGGAUGGUGCUGUCUCUCAUGCCAACUCAAGUGUCUCGAGAGCCAGCAAGGCGAGGUGUCUAGGUAGGGAACGAGUCAAGCACCACCAAUGUGAGAUACGGAUGCGGG
Messenger RNA from Lasiosphaeria miniovina, 727 nucleotides. RefSeq lists its product as uncharacterized. The transcript is spliced from 4 exons. NCBI's taxonomy places the organism in Eukaryota, Fungi, Ascomycota, Sordariomycetes, Sordariales, Lasiosphaeriaceae. Bases 1 to 528 code for a protein of 175 amino acids. The record is from RefSeq and is a predicted model, not a curated record.